Messenger RNA from Exophiala mesophila, 1838 nucleotides. RefSeq lists its product as uncharacterized. The coding region runs from base 163 to 1833 and encodes 556 amino acids. Gene Ontology annotation, cellular component: transcription factor TFIIIC complex. The record is from RefSeq and is a predicted model, not a curated record. The transcript has a single exon. Lineage: Eukaryota; Fungi; Ascomycota; Eurotiomycetes; Chaetothyriales; Herpotrichiellaceae. Gene Ontology annotation, biological process: transcription initiation at RNA polymerase III promoter.
UACAUCAACAACAGUCAUCUGCGCCAAAUGUCCAACAAAUAUCAUCAGGGGAGCCACCUACCUGCUGAGAAUUGCGACAGGAAAGCCAGAAAUCCAGGCUGAUCAAUCCUCACGAUCCUGCGCUUCUUAACCCACACUGCACAUCGCACACCCUCAGAAAGGAUGGCACCGAUGACAUUGCCCGUGUCUGAUGCCAAGGUGACUUCGGUUGAACACCCUUGUGUUGUACGACAUGAUCUCGAUAGAGCAAUAAGCAUGCUGGGAGAUGCAGAGGAUCUUGCUCAAUGUCUGCCUCAAGACUCUUUUGAUCCCUCUGAUACACCACUCGGACUCAAAUUCCAACCUGACGACCCACAGUGUCGCCCCGUUGUCUCAUAUACCACUCAAACGAACAAUGUCUUGCUCAAGCUGACAGUUCCCAAGCGGACCGGCCGCAAAAGAAAACGAGGCUCGGAUGAACCUUUCUUUAACACGUCGCCUUUGUCUCCACCUCCACCACACAACGCCGAGUAUCUGUUGCAAAGCCUGGCGGACAAUCCUGAUGGAUGUCAAGUCCAAGCCAUUGCUGGCAUCCAAUCAUCUCAUAUAUGGCGCACCAUGCCUGACUUUGUCUACUCGACCAAAGGCUCUAAGUUCAUGGACGAUCUUCAUAGUAAAGUGCUGCCUCAUGACUAUGGCUUGCUAAAAACUUGGUCAUUGCCCAGGACGUAUGGGCUGACCAACACCGAAACAUUCCCACUUCCGAUAAUGUCCACACAUGGUCUACCAGCCAACUACACCUAUCGUCAGAACCCAGCGGUCAAGACUGUGGCCGAUCCCCUGACAGGGAAACAAACGCUGCGCAACAACCAGGCACCUCUUCGUCUUUUCACUCAUCAGUGCCAACACAGCGAUGAGCACUGGCCUGACAAGCCACAUCCACGUUGUGUGCCACUUGACCAACAGCCCAAGGCAUUGCAGCAAAUCUGUCAAAGGCUGGAAGAGCUGUUCGAAAAACGGCCACUAUGGACUCGCCGUGCCCUCCUCAAUCAAUUUCCGGAUUCAUUUUCGACCAUGCUCAUUCGACACGCCAUUGCCUAUGUCACGUUCGCGAUACGGUCGGGCCCUUGGAGGGAUACCUUGUGCAAACUGGGGGUUGAUCCACGAACCGAUCGGUCGUACCGAAAAUACCAAACCGUCCUUAUCCAGUUGGUGCCGCGUCACAAGGCGAAAGAAGAAGCGCGCGAAGACUACAGCCGCACGUGGGUUCGCAGUACAGAUCGCGAGUCACACAUAUUUACCGGCCAAUCCAAUAUCCCACCGGAUGGCAAAUCGUGGCAGUUGUGUGAUCUCGUCGACCCAGACCUGAAGACCCUGGUAGAUAUCCCUGAUGUCUAUAUCCGCCACGAGUGUGAGACCAGAUACUUUGGGUGGUAUGCCAAUGGCACCAUGGCCAAGAUUCGGGUGGCCGUCAAGGCAAAGAUCGACGCUCUUAUUGAAGGGGAGCCACUUGACCACCAUGCGCUAGCAAUGUUUUUACAGCUGCCCGAAGUGUGGGAGCCCACUUCGGAUUUGGAUGCUGGAUAUUUGCCGAAACAUGCAAGCAGAAAAGAACUCGAAUGGGCGAGCGCCUAUCGGUCGCUGUGCAGAACUGUUUCCGGAAAUGUGCCUGUGUCUGGGGGUAGCGGCAAAGGGAGGCUAUCUAAGACCAACUCGGUGGCAGGCAUGACCCCGAUUGAUCCGAACCUGGAAGAUAUGCAAUCACCAAGAGACUACGAGGUGCUUGGAGAAGAAUAUGGCGAUGUUGAAGACGAGGAUAAUGCCGGCCACGACCAACAAGAUGACGAAACCUAAGUGUA